AUGCGCUGCACUGAGGAGCUCAAAGAGGAGGGCGAGGUGCAUGCCCACAAUGAAGAAGAAGUGGCCAAGGAGGACGAUGAUGCCAAGGACAUGGGCUUGUCGGAUCCUUAUAGCAGCUCAGUCUUCAACUGCCUAAAAGGGAUUUGGGAGUCCGGCAUUGGAGGGGAGGUCCUCAAGAUCGCCUUGGAUUCGGUGAAGUCGCGCAUCGAUCGGCCGUGCACCCGGAGCGCGAGAGUGGAGCUUCACUUGCACCUGGAAGGCGCCAUGCGCCUGGAGCCCCAAACACGGCGAACGCGGCAGCGGCGCGGUGUCGCUUGGUGGAGUCGGCGCUCAGGUGCUGAGACUCUCACGGAGUUAUGUUUCUUGAGAGAAACAGAGAAACAGCUGGACCAACAGGUCUUCCGGGUUUCAGCUAGGUUUGCCAGCUGCUACAUAGCGGUGUGUGAGUGCCUUCGGGAGAAGGCAGACCUCGAGCGCUUGGUGCUAGAGGUGGCUGAGGAUGCCUCAGCAUCAGGUGCCCUUUGGAUAGAGCCUGCGCUUUCAAUCGAUCUGUACGCGGACCAAUUUGGUGGUGUGGAAGCAACUUUGCAUCUCCUCUUCCAAGCAGCAGAAGCGGCAGAAGAGGCCACGCAAGUGGCGAUGGGAUUCAUCGUUGCAGCAGAGCGGCACCUUCCGGUUGCAAGAGCAGAGGCCUUGGCUAAGAAAGUCAGAGAUGUGGUGACAAGUGGAGCUGGAAUCCAUGGCCGUCCUGGAAUUCUUGGCUUCGGCUUGCACUCUGAUGAGGCUAACCAUCCGCCAGAACCUUUUGCAGAAGCCUUUCACCUUGCGUGCAGCGAUUUGGUGGUCCCAUUGCCACACGCAGGGGAGUUCGCCCCCACAGGAGGCGGAGCAAAAAGUGAUCCUUGGCAUCGGACAAUGCACAUGGGCUAUGUCACAGUAUGUGAAAAGAUGUGGCGAAAGCUCACUGAGUUCUCCCGCAGGGCAGUGAGGUUCUGCGUGGACCAUCUGAAGGCGGUCCGCAUUGCACAUGGAGUGCUGGCCGCUGAGGACCAAGAGCUCGUCGAGCAUUUGGCCAAGCUCCAAGUCUGCUUGGACGUGUGCCCCACCAGCAAUGAACUGCUUGGCGUGAUGCCCGUGACAGAGUCUGCUCUGACGAAGCUCCUUGCAGCUGGUGUGCCUUGCACCAUCAACUCGGAUGAUCCCUUGCUCUUUGGAUCCAGUCUGCUUGGAGAGUUUCGACGCUGCCGAGAUGAGUUAAAGAUGUCAGAUGAGCAGCUGGCAGCCUGUGCGGAUCUGAUCCAAGUGAUCGAAGAAAAGGAGAAUAUCGGUGUCCGACAGGUGCUUGGCCCAAUCGAGGGCCGACGCACCAAGUUGGUCAUUGGCGCAGCCUUGGAAAGUCUUGGUGGAAAGGGAACCAGCCGCCAAGUGAUCGAAUGGAUCGAACAACAUCCUGAAGAGUUGGAGAAGCUUCGUGAAGUUAAGCUGAACAAGCAUGUGCGUGACGGUCAUCGCCGGCCAGUGUGGCAUUCCACGGUGACCUCCAGCAUGCACCAUUUUCGCAAAGUUACCAGACCGGGGCAGCCGGUCCUGUACCUCGCGGAGAAUGCUGAAAUGCCCGAGGAGCUUCCAGCAAUCCAAGAUGCCGCACCAAAGCCACGUGCCUCGAGGGCCAAACGACCGGCUGAGAAGGCGGAGAAGGCCGCGCCGGAGAAGCCGAAGGCGAAGCCCAAACGAGCUCGAAAGGCCAAAGCGGUCGCGCCGGCGGCUGAACCUCCAGUCGAGCCGGUCGAACCGGCGGCUGAACCGCCCGUGCAGCCGCCCGGUCCACCCCGGGCGCCCGAGGCGUCGGGGCCUCAGGUCCGCGCCAAGCGCCAAGCGUGCCAAAAAGAACGACGAUCCACUGAGCAGCGCGCUCGAUGCAGCUCUUGCUGCUGCCAUGAUGGCGUAAACAGCCAAUGGCAUUGCCCAGAUUGGCCAGUUGCUGCAACUCUGAAGAUCCUAGAUUGA
Messenger RNA from Durusdinium trenchii, 2007 nucleotides. Lineage: Eukaryota; Dinophyceae; Suessiales; Symbiodiniaceae. The record is from the annotation of a GenBank genome assembly.